AUGGCGGAACCCAGCGGGCUCACGGACGAGGCAGCCUACGGCGCCUGCUCGGAGCCAGAUGCCAGCACCAAGGAUUUCAUAUUUCAGCAGACAAUGUUAAGAGUAAAGGAUCCUAAGAAGUCAUUGGAUUUUUAUACAAGGGUACUUGGAAUGACACUGCUUCAAAAAUUUGACUUUCCUCCUAUGAAGUUCUCACUCUAUUUCCUGGGGUAUGAAGAUAAAAAUGACAUCCCGAAAGAUAAAGCCGAGAGAACACCUUGGACCUUCUCUAGAAAAGCCACACUUGAACUGACACACAACUGGGGCACUGAAAAUGAUGACAGUCAGUCUUAUCACAAUGGCAAUUCAGAUCCCCGAGGAUUUGGACACAUUGGAAUUGCUGUUCCAGAUGUCUAUAAAGCUUGUAAGAGGUUUGAAGAACUAGGAGUGAAAUUUGUGAAGAAACCAGAUGAUGGUAAAAUGAAAGGACUUGCAUUUGUUCAGGAUCCUGAUGGCUACUGGAUUGAAAUUUUGAAUCCUAACCACAUGGUGACUCUCACUUAGUUCUAGUGAAGUAUAUUGUAUAAGAGGCCUACUUUCAGACUCCUGGAGAAAUCUGUAACAGUGUUUGUGAAAUUUGCUUAAUAGAGAGGAAUCAGUCAUGUUCAGAGUCUCCUUCAAAACUAUCCCCUGGGACCUCACUAGGAUUCCUUUUUACUUGUCCUGUGAUGCCACUGCAAAUUGUUUCCAGUUAGGAAUACUCAGUCAUUUUCUGGAAGAGCACUUACACAGAUUCUCCUCUUGAACAUUCGUUAUAUUAGUAUUUCAAUAAACACUCUCAAAGAUAUGUGACCAGAAACUCACUGCAUCUCACAUGGAUUAAACAACAACAAAUCCUGUGUUACUACUGUUGAGCAUCAACGAGGAGGCAAAAAGAAACUUCAGCAUAUUUUCUAAUGUCAGAAGACCCUGAAGACUUCAUGUCCUAUCUUGUAUACUAAAAAAUAAAAUGUCAAGCUAAUUUUGAUGAGCAUGCUUAUAAAAGUCAUAAUCUUAUUUACAUUAGUCCAGGCAAAAUUUAAGGAGCAGUCUUAAACAGUCUUGCAGAAAGAAAUUUUAUAGAGGCGAUAAAUUUGUACAGCAGAAAGAAUUCAGUCUUUCAGCUCAGUUUCUAACUGCUGAUUGACAGUCAAGAGAAGAGGUCUCACAGCUGCUAAUCCGUCGUUGACUCUUGCCUCUUUCAACACUAGGAAGAACUUGCUCAUAAUUUUUGUUUCAGUAGAAGCCUGGGGCUAUAUUUGAGUUAAAUGCUCUGUAUAUUCUGCCUUAGGAAAUUAAUGAAAAACAGUAUCUAAAACAAGAGUUUCCUACUACUAGGGCAUUUGAUCUGCCUUCCUAAAACAAGUAAUGGUAUAUACCUGUGAGCAGCAGGAAAACAUGUAGCAUUUUCAUGUGUUAAACAAAUUAUUCGACUUUAUGCAGUUUCACAUGUUAUAAACAGUGUAAAUGAUGAGAAGUUUGAUUUUUUUUUUUUGUGUUUGUUUUUGUUUUUGCUUCCAACAAGGAAAGAGAAACCCUUUGCCUUGUCUUAUUCUGGUCUGAGUAGCACCUGACUUCUUCAGUUAUGUGGCUAUCAAAUAAUGUGUAAUGUAACCAAAGGCUUAACAGACAGUGUUAUUGCAGUUCACUUCUCAAUAAAGCAUUGGUGAAAACUACAAAAAAGCAUGAUGACCUUUUGCUUUGCUUAUUGUUGAAAUUCUAGAUGACUGAAAGGUUCACUGUUUUGCUUUGAGGAUUCUGUUUUGAAUCACUGUAUGCAGCAGUGAAGUUUCCAGUGGUCCUUUCCUGUAGACUCUUCACAGACCUCACCUCUUGUACACCUCUUGUCUGUCUCUUGGACAGUGCCAGUGCCAAAGGGAACUGUGUCACCUAAAAACUGGGUAAGGCACGCCUCCAGCUCCUCCUGCCCUGUGCUGGACCUAGACAGUGGAAGGAUCCCAGUUAAGACCCCAUGGGUGUGGAAAAGCUGCUCUAUGAAAAGCCAGCGUCCACAAAGGAAUCCUGCAAAUUUAUUUUAAU
Molecule: messenger RNA, 2058 nt
Organism: Cinclus cinclus
Lineage: Eukaryota; Metazoa; Chordata; Aves; Passeriformes; Cinclidae
Gene: GLO1
Product: glyoxalase I
Exons: 6
Coding region: 1-543 (180 amino acids)
Molecular function (GO): lactoylglutathione lyase activity; metal ion binding
Source: RefSeq, a predicted model, not a curated record